AUGAGGGAAUUUGGGCACAUCAGCCCACUCGGAGCUCAGAGCGGUGACUCAUCAGACUUCCGAGAAAAAGACAAUGGGUUGAGCUCCACACCACAUCAACCGUCAUCAUCACUCAGCAGCACACCUGUGUCUUCUUACACAUUUACAAGACUUCCUCAUGUCUCUCCAGCAGUGCUGUUCCCCGACUGGGCCUACAAGCCGGCCUGGUCGCCCGGCUCCAGACAGGUCCAGCUGUGGCACUUCCUCCUGGAGCUGCUGGGUCGAGGCGAGGGCGGCGCCAUCGGCUGGGGAGGGGAGUGGGGCGAGUUUGUCAUCAGGGACCCCGAGAGGCUGGCCAGGCUGUGGGGGGAGAGGAAGGGCAAACCACACAUGAACUACGACAAGCUCAGCCGGGCGCUCAGAUACUACUACAACAAACGCAUCCUGCACAAGACCAAAGGGAAAAGGUUCACCUACAAGUUCAACUUCAGCAAACUCAUCCUGGUCAACUAUCCGGGACAUCCACCUCCACCUCCACCACCACCACCUCCACCACCUGGCCAUCAGGUCAUCACCACCUCUUUACACCUCAUAUCACAACUUAAAGGACUUCCCUGUCUGGAAUACUGGAUUCUGGGCUGUAUUACCUUUGAUAUGUAUACAGAAUGA
Messenger RNA from Acanthopagrus latus (yellowfin seabream), 648 nucleotides. RefSeq names its product ETS domain-containing transcription factor ERF-like. The transcript has 3 exons. Gene Ontology annotation, biological process: regulation of transcription by RNA polymerase II; cell differentiation. The record is from RefSeq and is a predicted model, not a curated record. Lineage: Eukaryota; Metazoa; Chordata; Actinopteri; Spariformes; Sparidae. Gene Ontology annotation, molecular function: sequence-specific DNA binding; DNA-binding transcription factor activity, RNA polymerase II-specific. Bases 1 to 648 code for a protein of 215 amino acids. Gene Ontology annotation, cellular component: nucleus.